Messenger RNA from Brassicogethes aeneus, 336 nucleotides. NCBI's taxonomy places the organism in Eukaryota, Metazoa, Arthropoda, Insecta, Coleoptera, Nitidulidae. The record is from the annotation of a GenBank genome assembly.
AUGGCAGCAAAUAUACCACCUAGAGCUUGGCCUCCAAUUGUUGCGGUGAUUGGAAACAAUCAAGUUGCGGUGGCGGUGAACAAGUUGGAGAUCGGGUUGGCGUUGGCGGGGCUUGCAGUGCCCAGCAACACGCUGUCAAAAGUGUUUCCCAGCCCGGGAGCGGCCCGCAGUGUCUGGGCCCUGCCGCAGACCUCGUGCAACAUGGUGGCGGACACCGAUCAUCCGGCCGCCUCCGUCACCCAUCACCACCACGACGGCGGCACCGUGGGCCUGGGGGAAGCCGACAUCGCCGAGCAGCAGCACAAGUCCAUUUUUGAUCUUGUUAAGGCUGGGUAA